AUGGCUUCUGUAUGGUUUGUGUUCUUUCUGCCAUUACUUUGUGUAGGAGUUAGAGCUCAACCAGAGAAGACCAAGUUAAUAAGCUUGAAUUCUUCACUUUCCCCUAAAUAUGGCUCCCCUAUAGGAUGGGCUUCACCAUCCGACCUUUUUGCAUUUGGUUUCUAUCCACAAGGCAGUGGGUUUUCAGUGGGAAUAUGGCUGGUCGGUACAGACGAAAACACAGUUGUUUGGACUGCUAAUCGAGAUGAUCCACCUGCCUCUGCAAACGCUAAGCUAUACUUCACAGAAGAUGGAAAGCUUCUCCUACAGACCGAGGAAGGUAGUGAAAUAUCCAUUACUGAUGGGUCAGGUCCUGCAGUCGCUGCUUCUAUGCUUGAUUCUGGUAGUUUUGUGCUCUACGACCAGAAUUUGAGUGUCAUCUGGAACAACUUCAGUUACCCAACUGAUACCAUAUUAGGAGGUCAGAACUUGGACUCUGACAAUAAAAUAGUUUCCAGUGAAUCGAGAUCCAACCACUCUAGUGGGUGGUUUUUCCUCGCUAUGCAGGAAGAUGGAAACCUUGUUUCGUACCCAGUAAAUAGUUCAGCGGAAAGCGAUGACGCCUACUGGAGCUCUGGGACUAGUUCUGCAACUCAGCUGAGUCUCAACACUGAAGGCGCUCUAUACUUGAGCAGUGGGAUGUCAUCGUCGAUCAUACGAACUUUCAGGAACAACUCCAAUCCCAGCAAGAGCAAGACCACCAUAUACCGUGCAACAUUUGAUCCCGAUGGGAUUUUUAGGUUAUACUCGCAUCGUUUUGAGAACAAUGGUAGCUUCAAUGUGUCCAUUGUGUGGUCAAGUUUGAGUGAUCAAUGUGAUGUCAAAGGUUUCUGCGGCUUCAACAGUUAUUGCUCAAACCCUGGUACUAAAGCUGAAUGCCAUUGUUUACCCGGUUUUGCUUUCAACAACCUUAGUGAGAAGAUCCGAGGCUGCUCUAGGAUCUUCAAUGGUGAUGAUUGCAGCAAAAUGAACAAUCAAUUGAUAUCAUACAACAUUACUACUUUAGAAAAUACAGGGUGGGGAGACUAUCCUUAUUACAAGAAAUCAAUGAAGAUGGAAGAAUGCAGCAAGUUUUGCCUGGAUGAUUGCAACUGCGGGGCAGCACUGUAUUGGAAUGGAAAUUGCUAUAAAUAUAAGCUCCCGAUCAGAUAUGGUAGGAUAAAUCGGAAAGAGACUGCUACAGCCUUGUUGAAGGGACAUUUGCAGAGAGUCAAGUCUGCAAACCGUCCCCCACCUGCUCCAAUGAAUACAGAAGUGAAGAUUGAUGGCAAGAAAACUCUCAUUUUAGUUCUUUCUUUAAGUUUGGGUUCCAUUGCAUUCUUGUGUUUGGUCAUUGCAAUCUCCAGUUUCUGGGUAUAUAGACAUCAAGUUUAG
Vitis riparia (riverbank grape) is the source of this 1413-nucleotide messenger RNA. RefSeq names its product G-type lectin S-receptor-like serine/threonine-protein kinase LECRK4. The record is from RefSeq and is a predicted model, not a curated record. Bases 1 to 1413 code for a protein of 470 amino acids. Gene Ontology annotation, biological process: recognition of pollen. The transcript has a single exon. NCBI's taxonomy places the organism in Eukaryota, Viridiplantae, Streptophyta, Magnoliopsida, Vitales, Vitaceae.